This is a messenger RNA of Chrysoperla carnea, 7520 nucleotides long. RefSeq names its product nucleoprotein TPR (gene Mgtor). Gene Ontology annotation, biological process: protein import into nucleus; mRNA export from nucleus. Bases 91 to 7371 code for a protein of 2426 amino acids. Gene Ontology annotation, cellular component: nuclear pore. Gene Ontology annotation, molecular function: structural constituent of nuclear pore. The record is from RefSeq and is a predicted model, not a curated record. NCBI's taxonomy places the organism in Eukaryota, Metazoa, Arthropoda, Insecta, Neuroptera, Chrysopidae. The transcript is spliced from 8 exons.
GCUUUAUUGAAACUGCUUAUAUCUCAAUAAAUGUGUUGUUGUUAAUCGGUUAUAAAAUAUUCCAUUUUUAAUCCUAAUGUAAAAUUAAUCAUGGAAAGUGCUUCAAAAAAUAUCGUAAAAGAAGCACUAACUGAAGAUGAAAUACAGCAGAUACCCGAAAGUUUAGUUAAGAAAAUAGAUGAAUAUUUUGAUCGUGAGUUUGGAGAAUAUUUAACGGCGAAAGCUAUUUAUGAAACCGGGCGGUCAAAAUCAGAACAACAAAUUCAGGAGCUAAACAAUCAACUAACAGAAUUUAAAGAAAAAUAUGAAUUAGAAAAAUCUAACCUAGAAGCGGCUACUCAAAAUAUUAGUCAACUAGAAAACCAAGUCGAACAAUUACGUCACGAUAUCAGUAAGUUAAAUGAAUCUAGACAACAAGCCGAACAUAAUGCUGCUGAAUUUCGGCGGCAACGUGAUGAAGCCGUUGACGAACGCGAUAGUAUGCAAGCAAUGCUUGAACGUCGUACAACUGAACUUGAACGUCUUCAAACAGAUUUUAAAUCACUGUCUGAACAACUACAAGCGGCAAUUACUGCAAAAUGUGAGGUUUUGGCUAAAUCAGAAGAAGUUGAAAGUAUGAAAACUAACCUGGAAUUCCGCGAAAAACGGAUGGAACAAGAAAGGGCACUACUCAAUAAUCAAAUACAAAAUUUGACUGAAGAUUUAAAUAAACGUGUUAAUGAAUUAUUGCAAAUCCGCCGUGAAAAUACUACAAGGCUAAUAGCACUACAAACCGCAUUGGAUACCAAAACUGAAGAAUUAAACAGUGCAAAAGAGUCAAUUAAAACCUUGACUGAAUCAAAUAAUGAAAUGACUACAAAAUAUGAAACUCUAGUUGAACGAUAUAAAGAACAGCGUGACGCUGAGAACCGUUAUCAAGAUUCGUUUACUCAAGAAUUGCAAGCUCAAACGAAAUUAGCUCAAUUGUAUAAAGAUAUGUCUGAAGAAAAUCAAGCACAAAUUAAUCAACUUACAGAAGCAGUUUCAGAAUUACAACGAUUAUUAAAGGAACAUAAAGAACAACAAGAAAUAUUAGAAACCGAACACAAAGAAUUACAAUUGACAUACGAGGAAACAGUUACAAAGAAAAACGAAUGUAUUGAAUUGUUAAAGAAAGAAUUAGAAGAUGCGAAUGAUAUUCUUAAAUCUACACGAGAACAAAAACUAGAAAAUGUUAUUGAAAGUUUAGCACCAUCUGCAGCUGCUACAAGUCGAUUAAUUAAACCAGGAAUGUCUUUAACACAGAUUUAUUCACAAUAUGUUUCAGCAUCCGAAGAAGUUAUUAUCAAGGAUGCUGAAAUCCGACGAUUAAAUACAUAUAUUGAAGCGAUUGUAAAAGAGCUUGAUGAGAAAGCACCAGUUUUAAGAAAACAACGUGAAGACUAUGAAAUGGCUAUCGAAAAUGUAAGUGAAUUAUCAAAACAAAAUGACUUAUUAACAUCCGAAUUACAUCGUCUUCAAAAAGAAUAUGCUGAAGCUCAUAAAACAGCUUCACAUGCGUGUCGGGAAAAUGAAAGGCUGAAAUCUGAACGAGGUGACUUGGGACGACAAGUAUGUUAUCUAUUAAAAGAAAUUGAAGAAUUACGUUCAGCUUCUGUAUCCAGUCAUGAUAAUGAUAUGAACACAUCUGAUUAUCACAGUUCGUCGGAUAUUAUUUCAAAACGUUUGGUUACUUUCUCAAAUAUCGAAGAGCUACAAGCAACAAAUGAAAAAUUACUUGCAUUAGUACGUGAAUUAAGUAGUAAGCAAGAAGAAGCUGAAGGUGUAACUCCAGCUGAAGUUGCUGAAUUACGUAAUAAAUUAACAGAAAUGCGUGAAAAUCAAGCGGAUUUAUUACAAAAUCAAGAACGACAAACGAAAAUGUUAAGUGCGUUAAUUCGACAACGUGAUUCAUACAAGAAAAUGUAUCAAAAUGCAAUGAAAAUGCCAGUUGAUGAUUUGGAUGAAAGUGUGAACUUAGAAGAAAUGGAAGUAGUCGAAUCAGUUCAAAAAUCAACACCAAAAAAAGUUUCGGAACAGGUACAACAACCGAUAGUACAACAAAUUGAUGUCUCCAAAUAUACAAAUGAAAUUGAAGAAUUGAAGAAAAAAUUGGAAGAUAGUGAAAAACUAUUAAGAACAUUACAACAAGAAUAUGAAAAUUAUCAAAAAGAAAAGUCAACAAAUGAAACGAUGGUUAGUGAACAAUUAGAUGCACUUCGUACAGAAAAUCGUAAUAUAAUUCAAGCUAAUUGUAAGUUAAAUGCAGUUAUCGAAUACAAAGAUGAACAAAUUAAAAUAUCGAAAUCAAAUAUUGAUAUUCUUCGAAAACAAAUUGCAAGUCUAGAAAAGAAAAAUAAUACUUACAGUAAUAUAAUAACAAAACACGAACAAUCUAGCAAGCAUCUAACGGACGAAGUAUUAAAUGCACAAAGUAAAUUAUCACGCGCUGAAGUUUUACUUGAUAAUAUUCGACAGGAAAAUAAACUUCUUAAAGAUUCUGAAAGUCGUUUGUUACGUGAACGAGACGCUCUACAACGUGAAGCUCAUGGUCAAAGUUUACUCUUAAAUAACUUGGAAUCGAUCAAAGCAAGUUUUGAACGAAGUGAAGCUGAAGGUAAAAUUCGUCUUGAACAACGUCUUGAUGAAACAUCGCGUGAAUGUUCUGCAUUACGUCGCCGAUUACAAGAGGAACAAGAUCGUUUUAGAGAAUAUAGUACUGUUUUGGAACGUCAAACUCAGGCUGCUAAAGAUCGUAUGGAAGAAGAAAAAGGUCAAGCUGAUAAAUUACGUAAAGAAUUAACUAGUUUACGUGAAGAAUUACAAGAAAAAUUGAAUUUAAUCGAUGAACUUAAUAAGAAAAUGAAACAUAACAUCAUUCAUGAUAGUAAUCCAUUACAUGAACAAAUACGAGGCUUAGAACGUGAAGUUGGCGAUGCCAAAUCGGAAAUACAAGCAUUACAGCAACAAUUGAAAUCGGCGAAAUUACAAGCAGAACAAUAUUGUAAUGUAUCUGAAAAUGCUGAAAAAGAAUUACGUGAACUUAAUGAAACAUAUCAACAAUACAAAACAGACAUGGAAACUAGAUUACAAGCUCAAUCGAAAACAGAAGAUGAAUUGCGGCGUAAAAUUGCACAUUAUGAACAAGAAUUAAACCGACAUACAGUUGGACACCGUGAUACCGCAAAUGAUCUACGAAAUCAAUUGAUGAAAACUAAAGAUGAAUUGAGUUCAACUAAUGAAGAAUUACAGAACCUUAAGGUCGAAUUAGAAGUAUCGAAAUUAGAAAUAAUUCGAUUAAAUGAAUGCAUACAAGAGACUGAAGAUAAAUAUGCACGAGAAAUGAUUCAUCAUUCAGCUGAUAUUCAAUCACUGGCAGCAAUCAAAGAAGAAGUAGCUAGAAUUAACAAAGAACGUAAUGAAUUAAUACAAAAUCGAGAUGAAGCAAUCAAUGCUUUAGAAGUAAGUAAAGCUAGUUGGUUAAAACAAGAGGAAGCAAUUGCGGCUGAAAAGAAAGAAAUUCAAAUACGUUUAGAAGAAGUUGAAAAACAAAAUUCAAUAUUACACAAUCAAUUAGAUGCAUUAAGUACACAAUUGUCUAUAUCACAUGCUCAACAUCCUGCAGGCCCUGGAGAUGCCGCUGCUGAUAGUUCGUCAGGAGAUAUAUCAAUGAACAAAUCAUUUAAUGAAGAUGAAAGUAAAUCUGCUGAUAAAUUAUUGCAAAUUAUAAAAUAUUUACGUCGUGAAAAAGAUGUGCUUAUUGCUAAAUUUGAUAUUUUACAAGCUGAAAAUGUACGAGUUCGAUCACAACUUGAUAUAACUAAUAAACAAUUAGAGGAAGCAAAACUUUCCGAAACAACAGCCCGUACAAAGAGCGAUGCUGAUGUUGUGACCAUUGCUAAACAUAAUGAAGUUUUACGUAAAGUUGAAACACUUAAUGCAAUUACAGAUAGUAAUCGUGUAUUACGCGAGGAACGUGAUACACUGUUAACGAAAAUAUCUGAAUUAUCAGAGCGUACAAAUCGAUUAGAAACAGAAUUAGCUCCAUUACAAGAACAAAAUCGAGAAUUAACAAUGAAAUACGAGGCAGCACUAAUUGAUAUUACAUCACUAAAAGCGGAAGCAACAAGAUGGCGUCAACGAGCAAAUACAUUGAUUGAACGAUCUAAUAAGGCAACACCGGAUGAUUGGAGACGUUUACAACAAGAACGUGAAAAUUUGACAAAACUUGUGAUGAGCCAAAAAGAAGAAGUGAAAAAGGCCACUGAAGCUAAAACAAAGGUUGAACAACAAUUAGCUGUUGUUCAAAAACAAUUAACGUUACAAAAUGAGCAAAUUAAAAAAUUAAAUGAAGAAUUGAGUAACAUUAAACAGAGUAACACAAAAUUACAACAAGAAUUUGAAGAACAAAAAAUAGCUUUAACUAAAGCUAAUGAAGAAAAUGCUAAAUUGAAUGAAGAUAUUACAAAUAAAACUAAAGAACAUAAAGCUUUAAUGUCCAAAUAUGUUAGUGUUCGAGCAUUGGCACGAAAAUAUAAGGAACAAGUUGAAGAAGAAAGUAAACAAGCUGCUGCGGCUGCUGCUGCUGCUGCAGAACCACAACCUGUGCCUCCAGAAGUCCAGGAACAAUAUCGAGAAGAAGGGCGUCGCGAAUUAACCGAACGUGUCAGUAAUAUGGAAAAAGCCCAUAAUGAUUUAGUACAAGAAUUGAAUGGUCAAGUAACAUCAACACAAGAAGAAAUGGCAAAAUUAAGAAAAGAAAAUGAGACACUAAAAUUAAAUGCCAACGCAAAAUAUGAACGAUCACAAAAUGUUUUACGUAGUGCAAAAUCAAAAAUACAGACAUUAAAUGAACAAAACGAUCAGUAUUGUAAAGAAAUCAAUGAGUUACGUAGUCGAAUUGAAAAUCAAGAUGAUUCCAAGGAUUCGCGAAUUGCAACCAUCAAGAGUCAAUAUGAAACAAAGAUUGCACGAUUAGAAAAAGAAAAAACUGAAUGUUUGAAUGAGCGUAAAGUGGAAAGUGAGAAAGCAAAACGUGAUAUUGAAGCAUUAAAUCAACAUGUUUCACAAUUGCAACGACAAAUUGGCCAAUUAGGUGGAUCAAAACCAUCAACUAGCUCUGGAUCGGUUGAAAAACCAACGUCAGUACCACCAACAGCGAAUAUUAAACCAAUGGCGGGUCAAACAUCACAAAGUGUUAGUGUUGUUCCACGACGUACUGGUGAGACACCAUUUGCCAGUAUUCGGCCAAUAUCAAUGCCACAACGUUCAGUUGCAAUGCUAUUCCCAACAAAUGUGAAUGCUAGCACAUCUGGUACUGCUGCAGUAGCUGUCCCACCACAACAACAGGUUGUUCAUACCACUGGCAACAGUUCAAUUGAAGCCCUAUCAUCCAGUCCCACAAGCUCACAUACUGAUUACAUGCCAGCUACGAGCUCUGCAAGUCCAGCAGUUCAAAGUAUACGACAAAUUGCAGUUCCACCAACUCAACAAGCAACUGUAACUAUUGGUAUGGGAAGCAGUUGUGAAGAUCCACCAUCCGCUGCUGAAUCCACUCAAGAUAUGGAAGCUGAAGCAGAUCGAGAUUCUCAACAAACAACAUCACAACAAACCCAACAGGCUGUAGCACUUGUAUUACCGCGUGUUGAACAACAAUCUGAACAUGAGCAACCACAAGCUGCUGAACAAAGUCAUUCAUCAAGUUCAAGUAGCUUGAUAGUAGCAAGUAGCCAACCAGCCAGUAGCAGCAAUACUGUUACAACAUCUCAAGCAGGUCUUAAACGUACUCGGGAGACAGAAGGUGACAGUUCUACAAGUAGUGCUCAGGAUGAACAACAAAACAAUUCUCAACCACAAGCUAAACGAACGCGAAUACAACAGGUAAUAACUGAAUCCGGCAGCACAGAAGUCGAAUAUCAAGUACCAACAAGCUCACAACGCGAUCAAGAAGACGAUGUAAUUUGUGUGGACAGUGACGAUGACGACGACGAUGAAGAAGAAGAGGAGGAGGAGGAGGGUCCUGAUGAUGGUGUGGAAGUUUUGGAUGAUCCAGACGAUGGUCCGUAUGAAGAAGGGGAAAAUGGUGAGGAAUGUUAUGAAGCUGAAGGGCUUUCUUAUGAUAAUGAUCAAGAAAUAACCGAAAGUUAUGAUGAUGCAGAAUGUCAGGCUAUGGAAGAAGAUCAAGUGCAAGAAAAUGAUAAUAAUGAAGUAGAAGUCAUCGAGGAAAAUAGAAAUGCUGAUGGCGGUGCAUCUCAAAGUACUUCAUCCACUGGCACAUCGUCUACAACAACUCUAGCACAAAAUCAAGGUGGUGCUCAAUCCGAAGCUAUUAGUAGUGCUAGUAGUGGAGAAACUGCCAGUUCUCAAGCAUCUAGUCAGCCGGCAUCUUCGAAUCAAACUACGUACGCUCUACGUGGCCGAAACAUCACUCCAUUAGCAAGACAAAAUCAAAUGAUUCUUGGGCAUGGAUUUGAAGAAUCGGGUGAUGAUGGAAUUGUGCCAUCUACACCUACGUUGUAUGUUCCUCGAAGGACUGAUGGUUUUGGAGAAGCUGUUAGUUCUCCUCAUGUUCCUAGUGGCGGACGAUUCACUUUUAAUGAUCCUCCUGCCACAACUGGUCGUAAUACUAUCAGUAAUGUAGAACAAGGUCAAACUGAACAAUCUGAAGAAUUACGAGAUCCCCUCGAAGAUACAGGCACUGGUCGAAGUGUACCAACUACACCAUUACAAGUUUCGCCACAAGGUGAUGUUCCACCUAAUGAAAACACUCUUACCGCAAAUGUUAAUAAUGAAGAAAUUAAUGCAAGUGAAUCAAAUGUUGGUGAUUCUACAAGUAGUAAUCAAGAAGCUAACGCAUUGGCAAAUAUACCAGAAAUAACAAUUUCAAAUGUGCAAACGUUAUCAGAAACAACAGUUGGAGAUACACAGACAAGUCAAGAAAAAUCAAACGAAGAGGAACAAAUGGCACCACCACAAGAUGUUGCUGGUCCUUCUGGUGAAGUCACAAAUACACUUAAUGUUGAUGCCGAGGCAGAUGAAGGCACAGAUGGCGUUAGUUCUGAAGGCGAAAAACCUAUUCCGGUUGAAGAUGCAGAGAUGGAAGAAGGGCGAGAAGCAGAAGCCAGCCAAUCACCGAGCAGUAAUACACGAGGACAACGUGUUAACAACGUGCGUUCCAGCUAUCGCAACACUCGAUCACGAGGUACACCUUCCCGACCAAUUCCUAUUAUUUGGAAUGAUCAACAAAAUCGUGAGGGUGCGUCUGGCUCACGAGGCCAAGGUGGGUUUCAAAGAGCACAAAGAGGCAGACGUAAUGUUAGACGUGCACAACAAAACAACUACAUGAGAUAUUAAAAUUAGUAGUGUACUAUCUUUUUUCUAAAUCCCAAUAUAUUUAUUAAUAUUUCUAUGUCUCGUCGUCAACCAACAAUAAUAAGAACUUUUCAUAUUUAUGAAUACGUUUCGAUAGAAAAUCGAAACAAAAAUAUAAACAAGAAAAAGAA